This is a messenger RNA of Ilex paraguariensis (yerba mate), 216 nucleotides long. Lineage: Eukaryota; Viridiplantae; Streptophyta; Magnoliopsida; Aquifoliales; Aquifoliaceae. The record is from the annotation of a GenBank genome assembly.
GACUGGGAAUGCCACGUACAGUAUAAUAAGAAUGUGUUCAUCGUUUGUCAAAAAAUGAAACCAGUUCAAGUGAAGUUACCAAGCCUGACAAGAGAUGGGACUGUCGGGACAUAUAGUGGUAGCUUUGCCAUUUUAGAUGGGAAAGUUGCAGGCCAGUUCAUCCUGCUUUCCUGCCACACACUACACAUCAAAAAUGAUAGAACACGAAGGACGUGA